CACCAAAUCAACGCACCAUUUUGUAUCAGGAGGAAUCAACAGGGUUCUCUCUUUUUUUGUUUAAUUAUAUUUUUUUCCGCCGCGUUGGACCACUCUCUGAACUCCUCCAACCACCGUUCGCCGGAGCUUAUUUCUUCAAUGGCUUCCUGCAGCUUAAGAACUGCAGAUUUUAGAGUCUCAGGGUUGGAUGUUGGUAGGGGAAGAGUCUCUACUUUAGCACCUUGUAGCUUAAGAAAUUGGAUAGGCAGGACACCACAGCGAUAUUUGAGUUUGAGAAUAUCACAUUCGUCUCGCAAGGCUUUACAUGCAUGUUGUAUUACAUCGCCCGAGACCCAGAGUUCUGAAGAAACAAAAGUUUCCAGUUUGGCAAGCCAACUUAUCCCAAAUCUGCAUGAGGUUGAAACCCUGCUCACAAACAUAUGUGACACAUCCUCGAUUGUGGAGUUUGAACUGAGACUUAGCGGAUACGAUUUGCAUAUGGUGAGGGGCUUAAAAAGUGAAGAUUUACCUCCUCCCCCAGCUCCCACUCCUGCUCCUGUUAGUCAAAAUACAAGUUCUGUAGGAUCGGAAUUAAAUGAAUCGGUUAAAACAACAUCAUUAGCUUUGUUGAAACCAGAGCAUGUUUCCUCUUCUCCAGAGGGGAACUCGAGAUUCAUUGAAAAAGCUACAGAUGAAGGCCUGGCAAUACUUCAAUCUCCUAAAGUUGGGUUCUUUCGGCGAUCUCGAACCAUAAAAGGCAAGCGUGCUCCACCAUCAUGUAAAGAGAACCAGGUAGUAAAAGAGGGUCAAGUGCUUUGUUACGUUGAUCAGUUAGGUGCUGAGAUCCCUAUUGAGUCUGAUGUAUCUGGAGAAGUCGUGGAGAUACUGCGGAAGGAUGGGGAGCCUGUUGGAUAUGGAGAUGCUCUUAUUGCGGUUCUGCCUUCAUUUCCUGGGAUAAAGAAGCUUCAGUAGAUCGUUUGUUUCCAAAUCAGUUCAUUACUCUUUCAAAUACUAUGCCUCUACAUUAUUGGUUUAAAAAAAUGAUUGCAUUUUCCAUAAUUUGAAUUCAGAUUUAUGGUAACUCGAGUAUAGUUGAACAGGUUAAAAUAUUAGUAAAUUCUCUUCAAUUGUUGGCUUGAA
This is a messenger RNA of Momordica charantia (bitter melon), 1119 nucleotides long. RefSeq names its product Single hybrid motif superfamily protein. The record is from RefSeq and is a predicted model, not a curated record. NCBI's taxonomy places the organism in Eukaryota, Viridiplantae, Streptophyta, Magnoliopsida, Cucurbitales, Cucurbitaceae.